AGACAAGUCUUUUCCACCUUAACCCUCGAGUUAGUCAUUUAUCGUUGAAGGAGGAUGUCACUUCGUUGUGCUACUGCUGCCGCUGUCGGCCUCUCUAUAAUAUCCUUAUGCGUAAUUGUUCGUGGUGCCGAGUACUUUGAUAUAACUCAGACGGUUUUCGAUGGUGAUACAGAUCAUAAGAUUUGCUAUCAUUAUCAUGGAAAAUUGGGUCAAAGAAUCAUGAUCGCGAGUGACAAAGAGUUGGGAUUUAAAGUUUAUGCCAAAUAUGGGAGUUCUAAGACAAUCAGUGAAAUGCAAAUUUGUUAUACAAAUACCAAUAUAACAAUUACCCCGGACUCCAUCGCCAAAAACAACUUGACGAAUAUUAAAUGGCUCGAUAGAGAAUUAAAAACCGAUAUUAAUGGCUUUACUUUUACUUUAAAUGGUCAAACGAUUCAUAUCAAUGUUGAAGGAAAAGGGAGAAGUUUAAAGAUGAGAGUUGUGAGAAUAGCUGAAUCGGAUUUAUCUUAUUUAAAUUUUUAUUUUGACCUAUUAAAUGGUAAAGAAAGUGUUGACGAGAAAAUUGGAGGGCUUCUUGGUCUAGUAUCGGAGCACAAGUUUAAAUUUUAUCCUCCCGUUCAAAUGAAAACUCAGAGAGCAGCCGUCCAAAUUGAUAACGUGGUCGUAAAGGCGGAGUUUAAGAGAAAACGGGAUUAUAUGUGCUGGUUUAUAGACGUUUUAGACUUUAUUAACGAACCAUAG
Molecule: messenger RNA, 741 nt
Organism: Dimorphilus gyrociliatus
Lineage: Eukaryota; Metazoa; Annelida; Polychaeta; Dinophilidae
Source: the annotation of a GenBank genome assembly